Molecule: messenger RNA, 1635 nt
Organism: Cordyceps fumosorosea ARSEF 2679
Lineage: Eukaryota; Fungi; Ascomycota; Sordariomycetes; Hypocreales; Cordycipitaceae
Product: phthalate transporter
Exons: 5
Coding region: 1-1635 (544 amino acids)
Biological process (GO): transmembrane transport
Cellular component (GO): membrane
Molecular function (GO): sulfate transmembrane transporter activity
Source: RefSeq, a predicted model, not a curated record
AUGGCUCACCAGACGGCCAAGGAGCCCGCCAUCGUCACGGCCCUGGAUAACCUGGGCAGCAGCUCCGACUCGGCCAGCACGUCGGACGCUUCGGCCAAGGACCGCCUCUAUGGGAACGUCUUCCUCGGUGGCGGCUCGACGGAGCACUACGAGCCGAUUCCCGAGUACGAGGGCCGCCACCGGUACGACCCCAAGGCCGAGUGGACGCCCAAGGAGGAGAAGCGCCUCGUGCGAAAGCUCGACUACAGAAUCUGCACCUGGGUCUGCGUCAUGUUCUUCGCGCUGCAGCUGGACCGCGGCAACAUCUCCAACGCGCUCGCCGACAACUUCCUCAAGGACCUGCACCUGACCACCAACGAUUACAACCUGGGCAUGACCAUCUUCUACCUGUGCUUCCUGCUCGCCGAGCUGCCCUCCCAGGUCAUCUCCAAGAAGCUGGGGCCCGACGUGUGGGUGCCCGCCCAGAUGAUCCUCUGGAGCAUCGUCGCCAUGCUGCAGUGCGUCAUCCGCGGCCGCACCGGCUUUCUGAUCACCCGCGGCUUCCUCGGCGCCUUUGAGGGCGGCUUCAUCCCCGACGCCAUCUUGUAUCUCUCGUACUUUUACGACUCCAAGGAGCUGCCGGUGCGGGUCAGCUACUUUUACACGGCGAGCAACUUGACGCCGAUCAUCUCGGCGUUUUUGGCGUACGGCAUAUUGCACAUGCGCGGCAUCGGCGGCUGGGAGGGCUGGAGGUGGCUGUUUGUGCUGGAGGGCGGGCUGACGGCGCUGAUCGGUGUGGUCUCGUGGUUUUACCUGCCGCCGAGCCCGACGCAGACGGCGGGCGGGCUGCGCGGCAAGGACGGCUGGUUCGACGAGCGCGAGGAGGUCAUCAUGGUGAACCGCAUCCUGCGUGACGAUCCCAGCAAGGGCGGCAUGCACAACCGUCAAGGCCUAACCCUGCCGCUGCUCUGGCAGGCCCUGUCCGACUUUGACCUGUGGCCCAUCUACCUGCUCGGCUUCACCCUGCUCGAGCCCGUCGCGCCGAUCCAGAGCUACCUCACGCUCAACCUGCGCCAGCUGGGCUUCGACACCUUCCAGACCAACCUGCUCACCAUCCCCGGCUACGUGCUCUUUGCGAUCCAGCUGAUUGUCUGGACGCGCAUCUCGGAAUGGAUUAAUAACCGCUUCAUUGUUGUCUUCUUCUGCUCCGUGUGGCUGUUCCCGCUGGUGCUGUCCCUGCGGCUGCUGCCCGACGGCGCGAGCAGCUGGGCGCGGUACGCGCUGACCGUGCUCGUCAUCGGGUACCCCUACGUUCACUCCAUCGUCGUCUCGUUGACGUCGCGGAAUGCCGGGUCCGUGGCCGGGAGGACUGUCGGCAGCGCAGUGUACAACAUGUGCGUGCAAGCAGGCAGCAUCAUCGCUUCCAACAUUUACCGCGAGGAUGACAAGCCUUACUACCGCCGCGGCAACUCGGCGAUCCUGGGCAUCAUUACCUGGAACGCCGUCUUCACCCUCGCGAUCAAGGGGUACUACGUGUGGCGCAACAAGACGAAGGCAACCAAAUGGGACGCCAUGACUGCGGAGGAGAAGCGUGGUUAUGUUGACACGACGACGGAGAAGGGAAGCAAAAGAUUAGACUUUAGAUUCGCGCACUAA